AUGGCUCAUCCUAUUUUUGAUGGUGAGAAUUAUCAAUUAUGGGUUGUGAGAAUGGAAACUUACUUGGAGACUCUUGAUCUUUGGGAAGCCGUGGAAGAGGAUUAUGAAAUUAAUCCACUGCCAAAUAAUCCCACCGUGGCGCAGAUCAAGAGUCACAAAGAAAAGAAAAUCAUUAAGUCGAAGGCAAAAGCAACUUUGUUUGUUGUUGUUUCAACAAUUGUUUUCACGAAAAUCAUGACUCUCACAUCACCAAAAGAUAUUUGGAAUUAUUUGAAGAAAGAAUAUGCUGGAGAUGAAAGAAUACGAGGAAUGAAGGUAUUAAAUUUAAUGAGGGAAUUCGAAUUGCAGAGAAUGAAAGAGUCAGAAACAGUCAAAGAAUACUCUGACAGAUUGCUUGGUAUUGCCAACAAGGCUCAGGAACAAAGGAGACUUAUGAGGCAAGAUGGCAUGGUUGAAGGAGCAUUAGUAGCUAGCCUCAAAACUCAAAGCAAGGGUAAAUUUUUAAAAAAUUAUCCACCUUGUCAGCACUGUGAAAAAAAUGGACAUCCUCCAUAUAAAUGUUGGAAAAGACCAGAUGCACAGUGCAAGAACUGCAAACAACUUGGUCAUGAAACUGUGAUUUGCAAAAGCAAAUUUCAAAAAGAUGAAACAGUUGCCCAAGUCACUAGUGAAGAAGAAGACCACUUAUUUGUGGCAAAUUAUUUUUCAACCAAAAAAUCUGAUUUUUGGAUGAUUGAUAGUGGUUGUACAAACAACAUGACAUAUGAAAGAAAUCUUUUUAAAGAGUUCAUUCCUAUGGAAAAUAAGAAUGUCAGAAUUGGGAAUGGUGAUUGUAUUCCUGCAAAAGGAAAAGGGUUUGUUUCAAUUAAAACAAAUUUAGGUACAAAAAUAAUUUCAGAGGUUCUUUAUGUGCCUGAUAUUGAUAAAAGUUUGUUUAGUGUUGGCUCUGAUCAUGCACCAUUACUUCUUUCAUGUGGGGUGGGCAAUACUCAUAUAGCUAAGCCUUUCAAAUUUCUGAAAUUUUGGAUUGAAAGGGAAGAUUUCAAAGCAAUUGUCCAGCAAAAUUGGGUGGCUGAAAAUUCUGAUGACAUUUUCAUCCAGCUGAAACAGAAAUAG
Molecule: messenger RNA, 1116 nt
Organism: Solanum tuberosum (potato)
Lineage: Eukaryota; Viridiplantae; Streptophyta; Magnoliopsida; Solanales; Solanaceae
Exons: 2
Coding region: 1-1116 (371 amino acids)
Molecular function (GO): nucleic acid binding; zinc ion binding
Source: RefSeq, a predicted model, not a curated record